AUGUCGUUCGCAAAUAUUGUAAUUUUAUUUGGAGUCCUAGCGGGAAUCGCUCAUGGAAUCCCACUGCCAUCAGACCCCAAGCCGUUCAUAAUUGGAGGAGUAGAGGCCUCUAUAGGGUACGCUCCAUACAUGGCAGCCUUGAUUUCCUCGGGCACUAUAUUCUGUGGCGUUUCCAUCAUCUCUGAAAAGCUGGUGCUGACUGCCGCACAUUGCGUGUUUUCGUUCAACGGGGAAUUGCUUGACAACCUUUACAUUCGAGCAGGAUCCAACAAAUGGAAUUCAGGAGGCAUCACUGUAGAAGUCGGAGAUAUCCAUGUUCAUCCAAAUUGGGAUCGCGAUACCAUCAAGUAUGAUGCUGCAAUACUAGCCCUGAAGGAGACUCUGGUCUUCUCGGAGUAUAUAGGGGUUGUGAAGUUGGGGUAUGACUUUGUGGAGGGAAAUAUAAGCUCGGUAGUUACUGGGUGGGGAAGAACGGGGCCUAGGAUUGAGGGUAAUGUUGUGCACUUACAGCCGACUCCUGAUGACCUUCAGAUCCUGUACAUGAACACAAUAGACCACACCCAGUGCCAGGAGCAGAUGCUGGCCAUAGCUGGAGCCAGAGCGCCACCCAUACAGGAAGACAUAGAGAUAUGCACCUUCCAUUCGAGGGGACACGGCAUGUGCGUUGGUGACUCCGGCAGCCCUCUCAUCAGAGUGAGCACGAGGGAACAGGUCGGCAUUGUCUCCUGGGGCUACAACUGCGCCAUUGGGGCACCAGACGUCUAUGUCAGGAUGUCUGGUAUUCGAGACUUUGUUGAACCCAUCUUGGACUUCUAUAGAGAAUGAAGACUGAUUUAGUAUGA
Molecule: messenger RNA, 842 nt
Organism: Helicoverpa armigera (cotton bollworm)
Lineage: Eukaryota; Metazoa; Arthropoda; Insecta; Lepidoptera; Noctuidae
Product: chymotrypsin-1
Exons: 5
Coding region: 1-825 (274 amino acids)
Biological process (GO): proteolysis
Molecular function (GO): serine-type endopeptidase activity
Source: RefSeq, a predicted model, not a curated record